Paralichthys olivaceus (Japanese flounder) is the source of this 2769-nucleotide messenger RNA. It is a transcript of the gene edil3a, whose product is annotated as EGF-like repeats and discoidin I-like domains 3a. Gene Ontology annotation, cellular component: plasma membrane. Gene Ontology annotation, molecular function: calcium ion binding; signaling receptor activity. NCBI's taxonomy places the organism in Eukaryota, Metazoa, Chordata, Actinopteri, Pleuronectiformes, Paralichthyidae. The record is from RefSeq and is a predicted model, not a curated record.
CACAUCGCACCACUGCGGUAGGAUAGAGAGAGAGAGAGAGGGAGAGAGAGAGAGAAAGAGUGAGAGGUGGACCUGGCAGGCAUCGUUCACUUGCUCCUGCGCGACAGAGGCGAGUGCGCGUCUCUUACUCUGCAGACUUCCUCUCACAAGGGGGGGGGGACGAUUCACCUGAGAGGACAUAUACACACACACAUAUUACGCACACAGCUCCCGGGCCAGACCCUGCAGCGACGCGAGGAGGGAGAACUUUUGGCUUAUUUGGCCCCGUAACCUUGGAAGUCAGAGACCUGUUCAUCGAGAGAGAGAGGAUGGGACCGCUGCUCCUUUCCAUCGCCCUGUGUCUGAGCGCCGCUGUCCCGCAGCGUGUGGAAGCAGCAGAUGGUGAGGAACCAACUUCAGCAGGCCCUUGCCAUCCAAACCCUUGCCACAACAGAGGAACAUGUGAGAUCAGUGAGACCUACAGGGGCGACACCUUCAUAGGAUACGUCUGCAAGUGUCCACCAGGGUUCAGUGGAGUUCACUGCCAACACAAUAUUAACGAAUGCGAAAGGGACCCAUGCAAGAACGGGGGCGUUUGCACAGAUCUGGUUGCCAACUAUUCCUGCGAGUGCCCGGGGGAGUACAUGGGGAGGAACUGUCAAUACAGAUGCUCUGGACCACUGGGCAUGGAGGGCGGGAUAAUCUCCAACCAACAGAUAACAGCCUCUUCUACCCACCGAGCUCUCUUCGGCUUGCAGAAGUGGUACCCGUACUUUGCACGCCUCAACAAGAAGGGCCUGGUCAAUGCCUGGACCGCUGCCGAGAAUGACAGAUGGCCGUGGAUCCAGAUAAACCUGCAGAGAAGAAUGAGGGUUACGGGCCUAAUUACCCAGGGUGCAAAGCGUAUCGGCAGCCCGGAGUACAUCAAGUCUUACAAAGUCGCCUACAGUGAUGACGGGAAGACCUGGAGAACAUACAAAGUCAAGGGCAAAGAUGAGGAUAUGAUUUUCAGAGGAAAUGUUGAUAACAAUGCUCCGUCGGCCAACUCCUUCACCCCUCCUAUCGAAGCCCAGUACGUGCGCAUUUACCCCCAAGUCUGCAGGAGGCACUGCACCUUACGCAUGGAGCUGCUCGGUUGUGAGCUAACAGGCUGUUCUGAGCCACUGGGAAUGAAGUCAGGCCAUGUCCAGGACUACCAGGUCACGGCCUCCAGCAUCUUCAGGACGCUCAACAUGGACAUGUUCACCUGGGAGCCUGGGAAGGCCCGUUUGGACAAACAGGGCAAGGUCAAUGCUUGGACAGCUGGACACAGUGACCAGUCACAGUGGCUACAGGUGGACUUGCUUGUGCCAACCAAGGUCACAGGUGUCAUCACCCAGGGAGCUAAAGACUUUGGCCAUGUCCAGUUUGUUGGCUCAUACAAAGUUGCGUACAGCAAUGAUGGAGAGCGGUGGAGUGUGUAUCAAGACGAGAAACAAGGCAAGGACAAGGUAUUCCAGGGGAACUUUGACAAUGACACGCACAGAAAGAACGUGAUAGACCCGCCCAUCUACGCUCGGCUCAUCCGGAUCCUUCCUUGGUCAUGGUACGGCAGGAUCACUUUGCGUGUAGAAAUACUCGGAUGCACAGAGGAGGAGUGAGGUCCUGUCCUCCAUCUUUCUUGCCAUUGUUCCCUGCCCCUCAACAUACUGGAGUAUCUCCCCCAGUAUUUUAAAAAUGAACUGUGCAACCUGUAAAAAGAAAUCAAUUUCCAAUGGAUUUUUCAAGAAUACGUGUUUGGUUGUGGUGGGUUGCUGUUUGUUCUUUUGUACAAUGAUUUAAAACCUGCCCCUCAUCCACUUUUUGUCUUUUUGUUUCUCCACUUUAAAACGUGAUCUUUGUCUUUUGAUUUCUGAAGAUUUGCCAUCCUGUUUGGAAUGAACUUCUGUAAUAUAUAUGGGCGGGAUGGGGGGUGGGCGGUGGCGGAGCCAGAAGAAGGGGGUCUCACUGUGGUUUAACCUUGUUGCCAUGGAAGCUAUUGUACAGUGUCACUUUUUAACAAAGAUGUGAAUUCUGUCUGCCGUGAUUCAUUGGACAUGAUUAACCAACGUCAUUCUACCAUAACUAAGCAUAAAAAUACGAUGUAGAGAUCACACGUGGUCACACUCUCAAAUAUAUUUUUACUUGGAUUACUACACUUCCUCAAGCCAUGCUUUUACCCUAGUGGACACUGACAUGACUACAUCAAUCAACACACUAUUAAUGCUCCUGUAUUAUAUGUAAAAGAGAAAGAAGAAAUUGCAUGGUGCGUGAAUUAUAAAUGUAUACUAUGACAAAUCAUUUAAAACCUCUAGCCCUGAGAGCUUUGAUUUAGGGACCUAUUUUUAUCUGCAUUUCUAAAUAGUUCUGAAACAUUACCACACUGCAAAAGCUUACUGAAGAUGACUGAAAUGCGAGACAAUAAACGAGCUCUGCAGUGAAACUCGGUACUCCAGCGAUGACACUAAGGCUUAUAGACUGUCUGUAGUUGAACAUCUUAAUGCUCUCAUAAGAAGCUCCCAUUUUUUUUAAAUGUAUCUCUUUGAUUAUCACUACGCUUUUUCUAUAAUUGGAAUCACUGUUUGUGCUCGUCCCUUUUUUUGUAUUUAUUUAGAUUUAGUUGUCACAGCUGUCAGAUGCAUUCAAUUAUGUUAUUUUUUUAAUGUUGUCUUGUAGAAGUUGAUUCAAUUCAAAAGCUCAGGAUAGAUGUCGUUCACAGUUACUCACAACUGUCUUAUUUUUGGCCAAGAUUUCUGUGUAUUGUUUAAAAAA